AUGACCUACAAGACUCCGUUAGGGAUGAGUCCCUUCCGGAUCGUCUAUGGUAAGGCAUGCCACCUUCCGGUGGAGAUUGAGCACAAAGCCUAUUGGGCAGUAAAGUGGUGCAACAUGGAUUUGACCCAAGCCGGAGUAGCCAGAAAAUUGCAGCUAGAGGAGCUCAAGUGUUUGAGGAACGAAGCGUAUGAGAUUGCCCGAAUUUACAAAGAAAAGACUAAAGCAUUCCAUGAUCAUCAGAUUCGGAAGAAGGACUUCCAAGAAGGUGAUGAGUUUCUCCUCUACAAUUCGAGGCUUCGUUUCAUGCCUGGCAAGUUCUGCUCUAGAUGGGAAGGACCUUUCAAGGUGAAUGAGAUAAAGCCCUAUGGAGUGGUGGAGUUGUUUGAUCCUAAAAGUGAAGCAACUUUCAAGGUGAAUGGAUAUAGAGUGAAGAAGUACCAUGGCUACAAGCUCCCAAAAGAGCUAGAGGUGUUCCUAUUGGCGGAUGCACCUAGAGAAGGAGAAGCUUGA
Molecule: messenger RNA, 510 nt
Organism: Arachis stenosperma
Lineage: Eukaryota; Viridiplantae; Streptophyta; Magnoliopsida; Fabales; Fabaceae
Exons: 1
Coding region: 1-510 (169 amino acids)
Source: RefSeq, a predicted model, not a curated record